UCCAGGAGGAAGUGGAGGAGAGUGGAGUACAAGAAGAAGAGGAGAACAGGGAUGUGUCUGCUCCAGAUCUAGAGGAAGAGGAGGAAGAAGUAGAUCGUAUCAGUGACCCAGGAGAGAGCUCCAACCCAGGUUCAGAUAGCGAUCCCAGUACCACAGCAUCAGGAUACCAUAAACAACACAGACAGAGGAACUCAAGACAGAAACAUCACCACUGCAUGGACUGCUCCACUAGUUUCUAUGAGCCAGAUGAGUUGAGAAGGCACACUUGUAGGCCCCACCCCUGCUCAGAUUGCAGAGGCAGUUUUAUUUGUCCCACUCACCUCAAAUCAAAACAGACUCACAAAAGGAAGAAGACUUACCCGUGUGGCCAAUGUGGGAAGAGUUUUAGUUGGUUAGACUCCCUUAAGAAACAUCAGAGAACACACAGUGGACAGAAGCCGUACCACUGCUCUCAGUGUGAGAAGAGUUUCAGUCUGGUAGGAAACCUAAAGAAACACCAGCUCACUCACACAGGGGAGAAGCCUUACCACUGCUCUCAGUGUGAGAAGACUUUCAGUCUGGUAGGAAACCUAAAGAAACACCUGCUCACUCACACAGGAGAAAACCCUUACCAAUGCGCUGUGUGUGGGAAGGGUUUCAGUCAGUCUUAUCGACUAAAGUCACACCAGAUAACUCACUCAGGAGAGAAACCAUACAGCUGUGAUCAUUGUGGGAAGAGUUUUAAAUUGGAAGGAAGCCUUAAGAGUCAUCAGAGAAUACACAGUGGAGAGAAGCCCCACCACUGCUCUCAGUGUGGGAAGGCUUUCAGUCAGGCAGGAGACCUAAAGAAACAUCAGAGAAUGCACACAGGGGAGAAGCCUUUCCACUGCUCUCAGUGUGGGAAGAGUUUCAGUGAGUUAGGGAACUUAAAGAGACACCAGAAAAUUCACACAGAAGAGAAACCAUACAGCUGUGGUCAUUGUGGGAAGAGUUUUAAAUUGGAAGGAAGCCUUAAGAGUCAUCAGAGAAUACACACACGGGAGAAGCCUUACCACUGCUCCCAAUGUGGGAAGAGCUUCAACUAUUCAGGAAGCCUUAAGGAACAUCAGCGAAUACACACACGGGAGAAGCCUUACCACUGCUCCCAAUGUGGGAAGAGCUUCAGUGAGGAAGGAAAUCUAAAGCAACCCCAGAGAAUACACACAGGAGAGAAACCACACAGCUCUGAUCAGCGUGGGAGUUGUUUUAAAUGCGAAGGAAGCCUGAAAGAACACCAGGAGGCAGUGCGCAGUGCAGUGCCUGAUCCUGGCCUCAUAAUGGAGUUGCCAAGCUGGGCAACUGCAUAUCUAACUAAGAUUGACUGACUGUUUUGGUCAUUAUUCUGUUAACCCUUAUUUUGAAUAAAGUUUUAUAUUCAACACAUUGUUAAGACAGCUGGAAACAGAGUGGAAGACAGGCAAGAGGGAGAGCAGUAGGAACACUAGACUCUGCACAUUAUCCUGUGAAACCUCAUGUUCUUUUCCAUUAUUCUCAUGAAAUGAAAAUGUACUAAAGAGUAUUAAUUAUGCCAUGAGGUCACAUUUGAAUUAAAGUGUUGUUGUUUUUUCUUCCAGAAAUCCAUUGUUUCUAUCUGCAUAAAUCAAUACUAGAAAUAUUACAUUAGUCCUUUAACAAGGUACCAUAACAAGUUACUUUUUGUAUUUUGAGUAAUAAUAACUAUAGCCACUGUGGUCAGCAAUGCAUUACUUUCAGAAUGUAUAGUAAUUCCUCAGUCAAGCAGGGAAUUUCAAACACAGAUUCAACCAGAUAGACCAGGGAGGUUUUCCAGUGGUUCUCAAAG
Messenger RNA from Coregonus clupeaformis (lake whitefish), 1819 nucleotides. RefSeq names its product zinc finger protein 239-like. NCBI's taxonomy places the organism in Eukaryota, Metazoa, Chordata, Actinopteri, Salmoniformes, Salmonidae. Bases 216 to 1343 code for a protein of 375 amino acids. The transcript is spliced from 2 exons. The record is from RefSeq and is a predicted model, not a curated record. Gene Ontology annotation, biological process: regulation of cytokine production; negative regulation of transcription by RNA polymerase II; regulation of immune system process.